CUAGAAGGUUGAACAGUUCCGUUUGGUAGUCUCAUUUGUCUGGUAGCCGUGAGACGAAUACGGUGUUUCGUCCCGAAGUUUGUCGUUCGCUGUUUGUCUAGACGCCUGCCGGCCCAAUAUAAUGGCUUUUCCAAGAUUAUCUUCCUGGUUUGUGUUGACCCUCGCAGUUCUUUCCGGAAGUGCCCGCUAUCAGCGGUAUAUCUGUCAGGUAAUCGAAGACGAUUGGUGUACUCUUCAGAGGAUCUUCAUCACCUCAAGGUCGGACCUGUCUGGUUUACGUUUUCCGGAUGAUCAAUUCGAGCGUCUACGCAUCGGCCAGUACUAUGACUUUGCGGAUACGGACAGUGUGAUCAGUAUCUACUCGGCGGGUCUGAAUCGGAGGAUGAGCGGAGUUCGUUACCUGCAGAUGAAUGCGGUUCGAAUGCAAGGUCUGGACAUGCCUGAUUCAGUCCUCGAACUUGAUGUCUCAGAUAAUUGGAUUUCACGGGUCUACAUAGACCCGGACAAAAGUUACAACUUGAGAAAGCUGAAAAUGAGGAACAAUCUUCUGACCAGUGUGGCAAGUUUCAAAUAUCUCAAUCAGCUAGAAGAACUGGACAUGGCCGAAAACCUAAUUCACCUGUUGAACUUCGAGCUAUUUUCCUUCAUGCCUUACAUUCGAACCAUCGACUUUUCCCACAACCGGCUGUUGGAAGUGCGACCUGGAAGCAUUAAACUACUCCUACACUACCUAGAACGCCUGGAUCUUACCGGGAAUCAGCUGAUUGGAAUGAAGCUGCACCAAUGGACGUUCCCAUCGUUGCGGAUGCUGAAUGUUACCGGCAAUCCGAUUGGUCGGCUAAAUUAUUUCGAAGUGCGUCGUGCUUUUCCCCGGUUGAAGAGAGUUACCUACUGAUGCCGGCAAUCUAAAAGUGAGAUUAUCGAUUGUGUGAUUUCCCAGGAAGUGAAUCAGCAGCGCUGAACUUGUAACACAAUUUAAGUGCAUUUGAAAAUAUUUAUACAUUUCUAUACAUUCGUGGAAA
Messenger RNA from Uranotaenia lowii, 1022 nucleotides. RefSeq names its product leucine-rich repeat-containing protein 40-like. NCBI's taxonomy places the organism in Eukaryota, Metazoa, Arthropoda, Insecta, Diptera, Culicidae. The transcript is spliced from 2 exons. The record is from RefSeq and is a predicted model, not a curated record. Bases 122 to 895 code for a protein of 257 amino acids. Gene Ontology annotation, molecular function: protein binding.